Messenger RNA from Heterostelium album PN500, 1281 nucleotides. RefSeq lists its product as uncharacterized. Bases 1 to 1281 code for a protein of 426 amino acids. The record is from RefSeq and is a predicted model, not a curated record. The transcript has 6 exons. Lineage: Eukaryota; Evosea; Eumycetozoa; Acytosteliales; Acytosteliaceae.
AUGGAUAUAUUAAAUGCCACUUCGAGUGUCGACGAUGAUUCCACAUACACAGGAUCGAUUGCAACCGACAGAUUAAUGUAUUCAUUCUGGGGAAUAAGAAUUCUAAUAUAUAUAUUCUUUUUACUGGUAAACAUUGGCCAAACAUUUUUUGAACUGUUGGUUAUUAUGGAAAAAAAGAAUGUAAAUACUAGAUUCUUUACCUAUUUAUCAAUGUCAUUGUUUUGUGCCUGUAGAGUUACAGGUGAUAUUUUAAGAUAUGUAAACCCACAUGAUUAUCAAGUCGGUAGUGUAUACUAUUUCUUUUUCUCAUUUGGAGUGAUGCAAUUAUUGUAUACAUUCUUUAUAAGUGAUGAAGUUAGAUUGGGAGCAGUAAAGAGAGUAUGGAUAGUCAGUUAUUCAUUGGUUAUUCUCUAUUUCUGCUGGCAGUUGCCAGUGGAGAUAUUGUGUCUCUACAGAGAUCUGACGUUGCUCGAAGCGAUUGGAUUUUUUGGAUUCUUUAUUCUGUUUGCAUCGUGGGUGGUAUUCAAUGGUGUAACAUUCGUUCGUGGAAUGAGAAAUUCACAAAAGCGAAACAAGAUGAAACACUUUGAUAAGAUCAUCAGAAAGACAAAGAUCCUAGUGUCUACUGCCGUUGUCAGUGUCACCAUUAUCAUUCUACACGAUGUACUGUUCAACUUUGUUCUUGAUAAGCCAUACAAAUACUUCCCAUUGGAGACAUCCAUUACAAUGCUUGUAGACGUCGGACAGAUGAUCGUUGUCAUGGUGGUCAUGGCCGAUAGAAACUCACUAAAGAACUAUAUUCUCUUUAGAAGAGUAAGAAAUAUUGCAUCGAAAUCCGGCUCUACAAGUCUUGAUACUGGAUCUGGUGUACAAUCAAUUGAUUUAUCAAAGAAAUAUGAAGAUAGUUUCAGAUUGGAUAGUGAAUCAUCAUCUAUUGCUAGAGGAGAUUCUUAUACAUUCUCGGCAUCAGAUAGUUUACGUAAAGUAAAUGGAAUUGAACUAUUUAAAACACAAUCAACUUCAUCGAUAACUCCACUUGUUGCUCUACCACCAAAAUCAGAGACUUCUUCACCAAAUGUAUCAACUACACCACCAAUUUCAUCUUCAGUCUCAACUACACCACCAUCUCUCAGUGAACCAUCCACCCAAAUUGAAAUGUCAGCAACAGACUCAACAACAACAGUAACACCAUCAGAAGAUAACACACCUUGUAAUAUUGCACAAUCUAAACAUAAAUAUAAUAUAAUACUAUCAAUCUCUAUGGGAGUAUUUAAUAAAUAA